Messenger RNA from Rhinocladiella mackenziei CBS 650.93, 1170 nucleotides. RefSeq lists its product as uncharacterized. The transcript is spliced from 3 exons. The coding region runs from base 1 to 1170 and encodes 389 amino acids. The record is from RefSeq and is a predicted model, not a curated record. NCBI's taxonomy places the organism in Eukaryota, Fungi, Ascomycota, Eurotiomycetes, Chaetothyriales, Herpotrichiellaceae.
AUGGGAAAGAAAUCCAAGCAGUCCACCAAUCCUGGCCUUCCAAGGGCCCCCGUCCUUUAUCUCAAUGACCCGACCACUGGUGUUCCUCAUGCGCGUUACUUGCGGGACAUGAUUCCUCUCUGUGUUCUUGUCUUCCACCCUGGAGAGGACUUGCCGGUCACCACCGAUUCAUCCCUUACGGCUGCUGAAAUACUCACUGCGGACCUUCGUGCCGGCCACUUUGGUGAUAGCGUCGCCAUCAUCAGCGAUAAUGUCACCGACUCGAUGGCGAACGAUAAGAUUCGUACCGCAACUCAUAUCCGUCAAGGCGCGAUCAAACAUGGCUCUAACUUUGCAAGUGUGAAUCUCUAUCUCGAGAGUGGAACUCCGCCUGCGGAUAAGGACAAGUGGGGCACAAAUCAUCUUGAAUUGUGCGUCUCCAAUCUGACUGUAAAAGAGGUGGCUGAGAAAGUAUACCGAUGGCUUUUCACUGUCUUGACCGUUCAAGAAACUCUUCAUCUAAUCCCAGAGAGCGAGAUGCUGGCCAUCGAUGACAAGGCAUUUCCAGACUACGAGUAUUGCGCCAUCAAUGAAAGCAGAAAUCGUCCAAAAGAUGCAAAGAUUCAGUUCGUCGCUCUUGUCACCAGUAAACCUGUUGUGGGCCCCGGACAACGGUUGCGAUGGACUGUUGCAGAUAGAACCGGCACUGCCAAUUUCUACUUCCGAUACCGCGGUCCUGCUUCACAGUAUACAUGGGACUGGGUCCUGAAAUUACAACCCGGUGACCGCAAGGCCCUCCCGCGCAUGCCAAUGGUCAAAGUCAAAGAAAGCAAACGCGUCCGAGUGGCAAAGGCACCCUUCCGCACGGUCGCCUUCGUGGUCUCUAGUGUCGGUGUAGGAAUCCGUUCUGUCGGGCAUGGAGUUGCAAAACUCGGUGACAUUGGAAGACUUGGAAAGAGCUCCGAAUGGGUUCCCGAAGCUGAUGUCGUCAAUGGUAAGAAAGUCGACUGGUCAGCUGUCUUUGAGAAAGAGAACCAAGAGAAGAUGAUCAAGAUCGAGAAGGCCCGGAAGAGCGUCAAGACAAAGGUCUUCAACGAGAAUGGCGAGAAGGUCUGGAAGGAUGAUGACAGCAUUGCCAGCACGACUCAGGGAGAUGAAACUGUCGAGGAGAAAGUUAAGAAGUUCUGCUAG